Molecule: messenger RNA, 1287 nt
Organism: Saprolegnia diclina VS20
Lineage: Eukaryota; Oomycota; Saprolegniomycetes; Saprolegniales; Saprolegniaceae
Exons: 3
Coding region: 51-1244 (397 amino acids)
Cellular component (GO): lysosome
Molecular function (GO): cysteine-type endopeptidase activity
Source: RefSeq, a predicted model, not a curated record
CACCUCUCGACACCGCGUGGCUGCACCGGCAUUUCACUUUACCAUUCGCCAUGACCUCGCUUGUUCUUGGCGCGCUUGCUCUCGCGGCUGCUGUGUUUGCCGCCCCCAUCGACGACCGCGACACGCUCCGAGAAGAGCUAUCCGCGUGGAAGGCCAGCGGCGCUGGUGUCUACGCUGCUGCUAACGGUCUCUUUCCCGAGCACGUUGACGGCGCGAGCGAGGACGCGGAGCUCGCCGUCUUUGCAGCGAGCAAGGCGGCAGCCAUCGCGCUUCAAGAGGCGCACCCGCUCGCCCAGUUCUCGGUCGACACGCCGUUUGCCAUGAUGACGAGCGAUGCUUUUGCCUCGUGGGUCGCCGCGUCCCGCCCGGCGCGCAACGCAUCCGCGCUGCCCGAGUCGUCAAAAGGCAUUUCUCUGGCGACCAACAGCGUCGACUGGAAGAAAUCGGGCUGCGUCGCACCGGUCAAGGACCAAGGCGGCUGCGGCUCGUGCUUCGCGUUCUCUGCCGUGGCGGCGACGGAGAGUGCGUACUGCCUCGCCCACCACCGCCGACGCACGCUCUUCUCCGAGCAGCAGACGCUGAGUUGCGGUCCCGGCGACGGCUGCAAAGGCGGCUUUGAGUUUGAGUCGCUCAGGUGGAUCGCGUCCAACGGCCUCUGCACGAGCGAGACGUACCCGUACACGAACGGUCAGAGCGCGACGGCGCAUCAGUGCCAAGCGACGUGCCAGAAGCUGCCGAUGCCAUUUCUGGACGUGCCACUUCUCCGCGGCGAAGACACGCUCGAGAAGGCGCUCAACACGCAGCCCGUCGCCGUCGCCGUCGCCGCGGGCAACAGCGCGUGGCAGCUGUACAAGCGCGGCAUCUUGACGGGCGGGUGCGACGGCACCAUUGACCAUGCCGUGCUCGCGGUCGGGUACGGCGCCGCCGAGUCGCCGUUCUUUGUCAUCAAAAACUCGUGGGGCAACCGGUGGGGUGAGUUCGGCUUCAUGCGGCUCCUGCGCGGCGUCGGCGGCACCGGGUUGUGCCACAUUGCCGAAGACAUUUCAUAUCCCGUGCUCCGCAAGCCGCACAACAACUUGAACCAAAAGUGGCGCUACGAUCCCGGCACCAAGCAGCUCAAGCACCUCACGCACGCGGGUUUCUGCCUCGACAUGGGCUCGGACGAGGGCACCCGCGCGCACCUCUACACGUGCAACAGGGCGAUUGUGCUCCAGAUCUUUGAUCGCGUCUCUACGCUUCUCUAGUAUGAGCAACAGCUAAGCGAAUUACACUGUCUUUGAGAUAUGA